Messenger RNA from Pseudophryne corroboree (corroboree frog), 4208 nucleotides. RefSeq names its product thrombospondin type 1 domain containing 4 (gene THSD4). Gene Ontology annotation, biological process: extracellular matrix organization; proteolysis. NCBI's taxonomy places the organism in Eukaryota, Metazoa, Chordata, Amphibia, Anura, Myobatrachidae. The transcript is spliced from 18 exons. Gene Ontology annotation, molecular function: metalloendopeptidase activity. Bases 476 to 3529 code for a protein of 1017 amino acids. Gene Ontology annotation, cellular component: extracellular matrix. The record is from RefSeq and is a predicted model, not a curated record.
GUUUGACCAGCAGGUGGGAGUAGAGAGCACAGUCUUUGCUCCGGUCUACCCUGCAGUUGACAGUGCAUGUCCCAAAUAAAACAAGUAGUGUAACACUCGUGGGACGGAGCUGCAUGGAGAGAAGCUUCCCCCUUUCCCACAGCGUGGAGUUGCCAAGGAACUGGAGUGAACCUGCGAUUUUUCGCUGUAUCUGCUCUCCUCCGUUGUAGGGACUGUGUUAAUUUUUACUUUUUUAUUAGUUAUUUUUGUUGCAGUUGAUUUCCGAUCACUGGAGAAAGUGAGUGUACUUGGAUAGUAAUCAUUUGUGUCCUUUUUUAAACAAUUUGGGGAAUUUGGACGACAGGGAGAGACCUGGAGACGCACAGGAUUCAGCAAUCCAGGUUGGAAUUCCUUUUCAUUAUCGGGAGAACAAAACGACACUAUCCACGUUCAGGAAGCCUAUUCACACUUGAGUGAUUCUUCAUUUCCUAGGAACAUGGUUGACAGUUUGAUUGUAUCUUUACGAUUGGUCAGCUCCAUAGUAUUGUUAGGAUUUCAGCUGGUUUUCUCACAGCUGUCAAUUGAUCACAGAAAGGUUCCACAGAGGAUAGAGCAGAAUGAUACUACAGAAGAUAUCAGUGCUGGGUCUGCAGGAGUGUGGGGCAGUUGGGGUCCUUGGUCAGCUUGCUCUAGAAGCUGCAGUGGUGGAGUCAUGGAACAAACCCGGCCCUGUCUUCCAGCUAGUUAUCAAGAACGGAGAUAUAAUGCUCCAAAUUACCAGUAUUCCACUGGUGAAAGACCUUCCAGCAACCAGAAUAUUCUUGAUCGUGAGACAGCACUGAAUCCAUACCCUGGACAUGUUGUAUCAGCCAUUCGAACAUCUGUGCCAUUGCACCGAAGUGGACAAAACCCUAAAUUCAAUCUCCCAUCUUCCAGUGAUUUAAGUCAAACUCAUCUUGGCAGAGGAAUAUCAGGAGGAAAUCGACAGCCAUUGCCUCAAAGACCAAGCCCCAGGUUUGAAAGAAGAAACCGAACAAGAACUUCAAUCAGUCCAGGAUCGUAUGGAUAUGGAAAGGUUCCUUAUAUAUUACCGCUACAAAGUGAUACAGGUCAAGAUUCCCCAAGAAAAAAGAGACAGUUGCGUCAGUCUGGGAGACAGCCUACACGAGAGCAGAAUGCGUCCCAGAGCCGCUUCUCCAGCAUGCCAUCUAUGCAUCUGGGUAACUUUUACCAAGAAGUUUAUCCUCCAGUCAGGUCACAGUUAGAAGAACCUUCAGUUAAUCACCGUCUGUCUUCCUUUUCACAAACUAUGCCAAUAUCACAGAGUUUAGUCCCGGAUGUAUCCAGACAGGGCUCUACUUCACUCCAUCUGCACCGAGAUAAACAACCAGGACAGCAUGGAACUACAGCCAUCACCUGUACUGGAGCCUACAAACAGCAUAAGCUGUGCAAUAAAAAUUUGUGUCCUGGAAACAACAGAGGCACAAGAGAAGUGCAGUGCGCAUCUUAUAACAACAAACCCUUUAUGGGUCGACUGUAUGAAUGGGAACCGUUCUCUGAUGGAAAUGGGGCUCUGAAGUGUGAGUUGACAUGCAGGGCAAUGGGCUACAGGUUCUACGUAAGGCAAGCUGAAAAGGUAAUAGAUGGAACACCAUGUGACUUAAAUGGAACGGCUGUUUGUGUAUCUGGCCAAUGCAAGACUAUUGGCUGUGAUGACUUUUUGGGAUCAGACAAAGCAGUUGACAAGUGUGGAGUCUGUGGAGGAGAUAACACAGCUUGUAAAGUUGUGUCUGGGGUCUUCAAGCAUGUAUUAUCUAAAGUUGGCUAUCAUAAAGUUGUGGAAAUUCCAGAAGGGGCCACGAACAUCAAUGUUACAGAAAUGGCAAAAAGCAACAACUACUUAGCACUCCGAAGUCGCUCAGGCAGAUCAAUCAUCAAUGGAAACUGGGCGAUUGACAGACCUGGAAAAUAUGAAGGAGGAGGAACAAUGUUCACAUACAAGCGACCAAAUGAAAUUUCAAGCACUGCAGGGGAAUCAUUUUUAGCAGAAGGACCAACAAAUGAAGUACUGGAUGUUUAUAUGAUACACCAGCAACCAAACCCAGGAAUUCAUUAUGAGUAUGUUAUUCCAUCUGCAAACACUAUCAGUCCACAGUUACCUCCUCACCGGAGACCAGGGGAACCUCUCAAUGGCCAGUUAGAUAUAACAGAUAUCUCUAGCCCUUCAGAAAACAAAGACUCAUUCAGUGAUACCGACAUACAUGUAGGACAGCCAGCAGGAUCCCUACCACGCAGACAACCAGACAACCAAGUUCCUGCAGUACAGCCACCUCGGAGGAACAGUGACUAUAACUGGAAGCAAGUGGGCUCAACUGAGUGUUCAGUUACCUGUGGGAAAGGCUCGCGGUACCCUAUCUUUCGUUGUGUGAACAGGAAUACACAUGAAGAGGUGUCAGAUGCUUUUUGUGACUUGAGUACAAAGCCCAGUUCUGAGGAAGAGCCAUGCAAUCACUUUCCUUGUCCUGCAUUUUGGGACAUAGGAGAGUGGUCCGAGUGCAGCAAGACCUGCGGUUUGGGGAUGCAGCAUCGGCAGAUCCUCUGUAGACACAUAUAUGCUAACCGAACCCAUACUGUGCAACCACAUCGCUGCCAGAGCCAGGAAAAGCCAGAAACAACUAGCACUUGCCAGCUGAAGAUCUGCAGUGCAUGGCAAAUUAAGACUGACUGGACACCUUGUUCUGUGCCCUGUGGUGUGGGGCAGAAGACACGUGAUGUAAAAUGUGUCAGUAACAUUGGGGAUAAUGUUGACGAUGAAGAAUGUAAUAUGAUGCUUCGGCCAAACGAUAUUGAAAACUGUGACAUGGGUCCAUGUGCCAGGAGUUGGUUCCUUACAGAAUGGAGUGAUAGGUGCUCAGCAGAGUGUGGAGAGGGAGUGCGGACACGGUCAGUAGUUUGCAUGUCCAAUCACAUCAGCAGUUUACCGUUAGAAGGCUGUGGAAACAACAGACCACCAGAAACUACAAGCUGUGAUAACGGGCCAUGUCAAGGCAAGGUUGAGUGGUUUACUGGAGCUUGGAGUCAGUGCUCAGUUGAAUGUGGAACGGGAACUCAGCAAAGAGAUGUAAUUUGCAUUCGGAAGACAGCUGAGGGUUUUACAGUUGUGAAGCCUCUUGAAUGUUCAUAUCUGGAGCGACCUCCAAACCAACAGUCCUGCCAUCUUAAAUCCUGCGGCACAAAAUGGUUCUAUACUGACUGGAGUGCAUGCUCCAAAUCUUGUGAAGGUGGCUUCCGAGUGCGCGAGGUCCGAUGCCUGGCCGAUGACAUGUCACACAGUGAUACGUGUGAAGCAGAUCUUAAACCAGAAGACACAGAAACAUGCAAUCCACAGGACUGUAUUCCAGAAAUAGAUGAAACAUGCAAAGACAAAUACUACAACUGCAACGUGGUCGUACAGGCCAGGCUUUGUGUGUAUGCUUAUUACAAGACUGCAUGUUGUGCUUCCUGUGUGAAAGCAGCAAAACGACAAUCAGGAUUCAUAGGAAGGAGAUAACAACUACUGAGUCUUUUACCCAAGCACAAGAGGCAGCAGUGAAGUGAUGACAGUGACUGAUGACUCCCUGCCUCUGGCUUGUACAGUAUGAACUCUUCAUUUUACUACAAACAGGACUUCAGUUGAUCUGUCUGUCUCAUCCACCACCACUUUUAUAGCAAUAUUUUGACCUAUUACUUAAAUAAUAUGGACAGAAAAAUGUUCAGAGCACUAUUACAGUUUUAAACUUGACUUUGUAUACACUGUUUGAGCAAUAAUAUCCCCAACCUUGGGCAAAUAAGAGGAGCCAAAUUAAGAGGCACGAAGUUGGCAUCUCUUUUUUUGUUUGUUAUUUUUAUUAUUUUUUACUUGGGUUAUUGUGGUAUUUUAUGUACUGUAUAUAAUCAAGAAAUGGUUCUAGAUUAAUAAUAGUCUGGGAUGUUGGAUUAACAACCAUGUAAAUAAUGAUUUUAUAUAUAAAAUGGAAAUGCUGCAGUCUUAUGGUUCAUGUUAAUACAAUGGAACGUGUUGAAAUAAACAGUAUGUUGGGCUAUCUGUAAAUUUCUUAAUAAAUAGUAAAAAAUAUAAAAAAUAUAUAUAAAUCUGUUAUAGUAAACAGUUUGUAAUGUUGGAGGCUGCCCACUGGAGUGCAUUGUAAUUAUUGUAUAAAUUUGAACUAUAAAAGCUCAUAUACCUUCCA